This is a messenger RNA of Penicillium roqueforti, 849 nucleotides long. RefSeq lists its product as uncharacterized. Lineage: Eukaryota; Fungi; Ascomycota; Eurotiomycetes; Eurotiales; Aspergillaceae. The record is from RefSeq and is a predicted model, not a curated record. The coding region runs from base 1 to 849 and encodes 282 amino acids. The transcript has 3 exons. Gene Ontology annotation, molecular function: dioxygenase activity.
AUGUCUGCCAAACUACCUCUGAUCAAUUUGAACAAACCUGUAUCAUCCACUCUGGCCUCUGACCUGAAGCUUGCCCUUCGUCGGUUCGGAGCUUUCCGCCUAGUAGUAGCCCCUGAAACCAGGCAACACUGUCCCGACGUUGUCAUUGAAAAGGCACGGGAGUUCUUCACACAACCGAUUACAGCUAAGACAGACAUAAAAGGAUACUCUCCUUUUGCUUCGGAACGUGUUCGCGGCCGGGCUGAGAUACCCAAAGAGAGUAUCUAUUUUUUCCGACAUGGCGCCGAACCGAACCAUCUCAAGGGGCCCUCUUGCAACUUAUAUCGUUCAGUCAAAUGUCUUCAUGAGGGGUGGACACCUAUAAGGCUGCAAUUGUUAAAGACCAUAUCGCAGGCACUGGACUCGGACACUUCCCUAACUGGUACUACGCUUCUCGAUUCUGCUACUAUCGGGAUCCACUAUUAUGAUUCUCGAAGUCUUCCUGACUUCAGCGCCCAUUUCAGUCCCCCUCAUAUGGAUAGCGGAACAUUAACCAUUCUAUUCCGGUCUCAUAAUGAGAACGACGGCCUAGAAAUUGCUGAUCUCGAAACAACAGAGAAACAAGACAGUGAAGGGGUUGGGUCGGAGGCAUCUUUUAUGCACGUUCCUACUUUUGGCGACGAUGCCCCUGAGGUUGUCGUCUUUGCAGGCACUAGACUACAGCGUUUACUCGGACGCGACCGAGUUCGAGCUUGCGUGCAUAGAGUCCGCGGACCAGGCCCGGAGGCGCACAAUAACUCUGGUGUACAACGAUUGAGCAUCGCAAUGUUUUGCGCUCCAUCUGGGCCAUCAACCUCACCGCCCUCAUAG